CAUUGACCCGCGGUUUUAAACUAACAUUUUCCACCGAACGGAGCACUCGUUAUUCACAGCGUUAAGCAAAAUGAGUAAAGUGCAAGGCGGCGCCAAGUGCGUGAAAUACCUGCUUUUCAUCUUCAACUUCAUUUUCUGGCUUUCAGGUUCACUGGUGUUGUCAGUGGGAUUGUGGCUGAGAUUUGAUCCUAAUACUUCUUCACUCCUAAAUGCAGAUGGCGCGCCUGAAACUUUCUUUAUAGCUGUGUAUAUCCUAAUUGGAGCAGGAGGCAUCAUGAUGCUGGUGGGCUUCUUCGGGUGCUGUGGGGCUGUCAGGGAGUCACAGUGUCUUCUGGGAUCGUUCUUUGCCUGUCUUUUGGUGAUAUUUGGUGCUGAAGUAGCUGCAGGAGUCUUUGGCUUCUUGAACAAAGAUCAGGUUAUUGAGGAGGUCCAAAACUUUUACUCAACCUCAAUCAGAGAGGAUAGCAACAGCACAAUUAUUACCCAGUACCAUGAUAUUCUUGGUUGUUGUCCACAAGAUUGUCCUUAUGAACCCAAGGACUGCGUCCAAGCCAUUGCUGAUUUGUUCAAUGAAAAACUUUUCAUUAUAGGAUAUGUGGGUAUUGGCAUCGCAGCGGUAAUGAUCAUAGGGAUGGUCUUCAGUAUGGUCCUAUGCUGCGCUAUCAGGAACAACAGGGAGGUCAUUUAGGUGCACAGUUCCUCCACUUCAGGAUAACCGUACUAGUCCUGAAUGCCCUGCCUUGUCCUCAUUGAGCCAACACACCCGAGUUUGAGAACUGGGAAAAGUUCUCAUAGGGCAGAGUUUGAUAAAAUACAUUUGCAACUUUUUUCUUUGGUUGUGUGAUUAGAUUUAUUGUGUGGGCUGGACCACCAUUGCAUAAUUUUACUGUAAUCACAUUGACGUUUAUUAUUAACAUUAUAUUUUAUAGUUUUUGUUAAGCUGGGGGGUCAGUUAUAAUUAAGAUUUGUUUUAUGAAAAGCUUAAUAAUUACGACUCUUAGAUUUAGGCAAAUGCUGUCAUUUCCCUUAGUGCUAUGCAACACACAAGAGGACUGGUAAUGUAAAUAUUGUAUGUAAAUAAUACAUAGUCCUUCCUUUCUGCUGAUCAGCUGCCUUGUAAUGUUAGUUAUUGUGCAUAUUGCAGUGUUUGCUGUGUGCUAAUGUUUAUUUUGAUGAGUAAUGCUUUAUAUUUGUUUAGAAGCUUUGCAUGUGAUUGAUGCCUCACCCAGCCUCAAGGCUCAGCUCAGGCUGCUGUAUGGUGACAUGAUGUAAAAAUGAAGGUUAACAGUACAGUAUUGAGUGAUGUGACCAAAUUUUAUCCACUUAUGGCGAGUGCUAGAAAUGUAUGUAAAAUCACUGGGCAUUUUAAAGGUAGAUAUUUGAUUAAGUGGUCAUGCAAAGUGUCAAAAUGGUGUGAACAGUAUCAGGUUUCUUAAAAGUAAUAUGGAGUCUAUAUGAUUAAGUCUUUAACACAGCAAGAUUCAGAAAAUAGACAGCUCACAGCAAUAAAACAACCACUUUAUCAUAGUCAGGGUUAAAGAUAUUUAAAAGCAUUAUAUAGCUGUAUACUGAAAAUAUUAUGAUUUCCCUAAAGAACCACAGGAAGAGAAACCAGCCACCUAAAAUUACACUAUCAUCCAACUACUGCAACCAACCUAAAACUGUUAAAGCUAACCCGGUAGUCAGUAACGGCCAAAUCCAAUUUUUUGAAUUAUUCUGUACGUCAUUGCACUCAUGGUCUACUAUCUUCUGCAUUAGUUUUUCAUACUGCCUGUGCUGAUUGUUAACUUCGAAACCUGGUAACUAUUGAACAGAGGGGAAUUGAAUCUGUUUCAGUUUUUUUCCCUCCUCAACUCUCUUCACAUGAGCACAACUUGGGUUAACUGAUAUCUUGCUGUGCUUUUUGUCAGACCUUCAGACUGGCACAAGUAAUUCAUGCCUGAGCAUGCUGUGAUUGUGGCCUGUAAUGGUAAAUACAUUUGGUCAGGCUUGUUUUUAGUGGUUUUGAUAUUCUGUGCUAUGAACAGCACAAUAACUAUUUACCGGUCAGAAAAUGGAACGAGUUUUUUUUUUUUUUAGCAUGACGAAGAAAUAAAGAAAACAAGACACUUAGCUACA
Trichomycterus rosablanca is the source of this 2118-nucleotide messenger RNA. It is a transcript of the gene tspan2a, whose product is annotated as tetraspanin 2a. The record is from RefSeq and is a predicted model, not a curated record. Lineage: Eukaryota; Metazoa; Chordata; Actinopteri; Siluriformes; Trichomycteridae. Bases 71 to 688 code for a protein of 205 amino acids. The transcript is spliced from 8 exons. Gene Ontology annotation, cellular component: plasma membrane.